Messenger RNA from Columba livia (rock pigeon), 3104 nucleotides. RefSeq names its product insulin like growth factor binding protein 2 (gene IGFBP2). The record is from RefSeq and is a predicted model, not a curated record. Gene Ontology annotation, cellular component: extracellular region. The transcript has 4 exons. Gene Ontology annotation, molecular function: insulin-like growth factor II binding; insulin-like growth factor I binding. NCBI's taxonomy places the organism in Eukaryota, Metazoa, Chordata, Aves, Columbiformes, Columbidae. Gene Ontology annotation, biological process: regulation of insulin-like growth factor receptor signaling pathway. The coding region runs from base 112 to 1047 and encodes 311 amino acids.
GUGCCGUGCCGUGCUGUGCCGCUCGGCUCCGCUCCUCUCCGCACCGCGCCGCGCCGCCGGGGGGCCGAGCGGCGUGUCCACCUGCCGGCCCCGCCGCCCGUCAGUCCCGCCAUGGCGCUCGGCGGGGUCGGUCGCGGCGGCGCGGCGCGGGCCGCCUGGCCGCGGCUGCUGGUGGCGGCGGCGGCGGCGGCGCUGGCGCUGGCGGGGCCGGCGCUGCCCGAGGUGCUGUUCCGCUGCCCUCCGUGCACGGCGGAGCGCCUGGCCGCCUGCCCCCCGGCCGCCCGCCCGCCCUGCCCCGAGCUGGUGCGAGAGCCGGGCUGCGGCUGCUGCCCGGUGUGCGCCCGCCUGGAGGCCGAAGCGUGCGGCGUCUACACGCCGCGCUGCGCCGCCGGCUUGCGCUGCUACCCCGACCCCGGCGCCGAGCUGCCCCUCCAAGCCCUGGUGCAGGGGCAGGGCACCUGCGCCCGCCGCCGCGACACGGCCGAGUACGGCGCCAGCGCCGAGCGCCCGGCAGAUAAUGGCGAUGACCGAUCUGAGAGCAUCCUUGCCGAGAACCACGUGGAUGGCACCCCAGGGAUCCUGAGUGGAGCUGGUGGGAGGAAGCCCAUCAAGACGGGCAUGAAGGAGCUGGCGGUGAUGAGGGAGAAGGUGAAUGAGCAGCAGCGGCAGAUGGGCAAAGUCAGCAAGGCCCAUCACAACCACGAGGACUCGAAGAAGUCGCGGCUGUCGACGGGCAGGACCCCUUGUCAGCAGGAGCUGGAUCAGGUCCUGGAACGUAUCUCCACUAUGCGGCUGCCGGAUGAGCGAGGUCCACUGGAGCACCUCUACUCCCUCCACAUCCCCAACUGUGACAAGCAUGGCUUGUACAAUCUCAAACAGUGUAAGAUGUCGGUGAACGGGCAGCGGGGCGAGUGCUGGUGUGUGGACCCCAUCCACGGGAAGGUGAUCCAGGGCGCACCCACCAUCCGCGGGGACCCCGAGUGCCACCUCUUCUACACAGCCCACGAGCAGGAGGACCGGGGAGCACAUGCCCUACGGAGCCAGUAGACGGACGUGAUCCUGCUUGCUGGAGGCAGUUCACCAUGGCCCCGGUGCUGGAUUUUACAGAGGUUUCAGCGUGUCUCUUUAGGCUCUGGAAGAGACUGGGGUUGUGUCCUGUGUGCUGACCUCCUUCUACUGCUGCCUGGCUCCUGGGGAGGGGAGGGACAAUGGGAAGGGAAGGGCGGUGGGGGGGUUGCAAGGAGAAGGGACUGCUUUCCUAUAGCCUUUCACCCAACAUAAGCCAGAGAACCGGUCUUUUUUUGCUCCUCGCCCUGUGGCCCUGCCCUCCCUGCUGCUUUGUGGCAUCUUCCCGCACCCUCCAGCACAGAGCAUUGUGUGCUUCCCAAUACCUCCCAGGGGACAAAACCCCUUGCCAUGGGUGGGAGGGGGCCAAAAAGCAAAGGAAAACAAAACACCCUUUCCCCCCUUCUUUCCCUCCUUUCCCCAAGACCAAAGACUGUAAAUACUGUGUCUCCUGCCUCUUCUGUCCUGCUGGUCCCCUGUGGCCCAGCCAUCAGUCCUGGUGUGGGAUGCAGUCUGGGAGGGGGGAAGAAAGGGAAGGAGGAAAGCCCCCGGCUAGAACAUGCAUCCCCUAAUGAGUCAUCAUCAAGGGAAAAAGUUAAGGAUGAGGCAGCCCAAGCCUUUAAAUACCCCUGGGUGCUGCCAUUCCCAGUGCUGGGGCACAGCCAGGCCUACAGGGACCCAGCUCCAGUCGCUGGUCCAGGAGGAUGUGGCCUCUGGGUGAUGGUGAAGCUAAAAGCUUGGUUUUCCAAGGGAUUUGAAGGGCUAUUGCCCAGAAUUCCUUAGAAUAAGCUUAUGCAGAGGGAGCUAAAGUGAACUUGUUGGGGCUGCUUGGAAGGAUGCCUGUGUAGAUUUAGGACAAGCCAGGGAGUGUCUGUCUCUCUUUCUUUCUCUCUCAUGCAUUCUUUUUUUGUAGAUAGGAAAAAAAAAAAAAAAUCUAAAACCUGCACUCCCAAGCAGCUGCCUUUGUCCCUCCAUUUUUGCUUGGGACUGGGGUGAGCAUCUGCUAUUCAGCACACACUUUUUCUUCUUCCUUUUGGUUUUUUUUUGGUAAGUAAUUUACAGUGUAUAUCUUGCUUUGUAAAGGGCCUGACACACACAUGCCCCCCCUGCUCACACACGUCUGUGUAGAUUAAAUCCAAGGAAUUCCAGGUGCUCUGAGAGGUUUUGUGCUGGACAUGCUGCUCAGAGGAGAGAUGUUUCUUUGCUGUUAUUUCACCUGUUGAUUUCGUUCUGUACAUAACACAAUGACCAUGAGAAUAAGUAACUUCCCUGUUGCCUAAGCAAGGAGAUUUUUUUUUUAUUUUCUUCCUUUAUUUGUUUGUUUGCUUUCAUUUUUUUAAUAUGGAUACCAUUUUCAGAUCAAUUGUGAAAAUCUUAUCCUUGCAGAAAAAGUCUCAGGCUUUCCUUAAAUGAAAUGGGGGUGGGGGGAGGGGGAGAAUAAAGCAUCUCCUAAUUUCUGGUAAAAGCUUCUGAGUAGCAAACAGCCUCCAGGUCCCAGGUCCCUCUGGGGAGCAUGGUUGAACAGGGUGGUGGAAGGAGGAAGGACUUCAAACUGGAUGAGGAAAAGCAAAAUCCCAAUAGGCUCUGUCAGAAGGGGAGAGCUGGAGUUUGUUGCUUUUUCCUCUCUUCUUGGCCCCACAUUUCAGAUCCCAAGUGCAAAGGGCACAGGUGGUCUCUGCAAAUUAAGCCCCUCAUGAUUUUUCAGGGGUUUGGAUGUGGCAGUGGAGGAGACAGGGCAAGGAGCCCCUUUGGAAAGUUUGGAGUGGGGGUGUGUGCACGUGGAUGUGUAUGAGAGGGAGUGAGAGCAUGUGAGAAAUGAAACACACCUGCAUGCAAAGCCAAGUAACUGUAAAAAUGCUACCUGUUUUCUGUUAACAUCUGAGGGUGUUCUGCUUUUUCAUGUAAACCUUUGCACAUGCUGGCUCACAUCUGCAGUUUGUACUUUUUGUUUUGUUUAGGAAUCAGAAAGUUUGUGUUUUUCUCUUUUGGAAAAGCUGAGUUGCAUAAAGUUGGAAUAAAUUAAAUGGGAUGCCAGAAAA